Biomphalaria glabrata is the source of this 1465-nucleotide messenger RNA. RefSeq names its product leukocyte elastase inhibitor-like. NCBI's taxonomy places the organism in Eukaryota, Metazoa, Mollusca, Gastropoda, Planorbidae. The transcript has 8 exons. The coding region runs from base 151 to 1332 and encodes 393 amino acids. Gene Ontology annotation, molecular function: serine-type endopeptidase inhibitor activity. The record is from RefSeq and is a predicted model, not a curated record.
AGCAGCUGAUAAAGACAGCUGUGGCUCCCUGUGUACCUAAGCGCAGUGACGUCACGUAUCUUUCAACAAAAGUAUUUAAACUUUAAGAGUUCACGUUUGUCGAUCUCUCUCUCUCCUUAUCAGCUGUUGCAAAGCUAGAAAGAAACAGCAAUGCUGUACCUUGCAGCCAUUUUAGCCGUUGUUGGUCAACUGGUCAGUGCUGACCAGCAGCAACAGCUGUCUCUGUCCUCGGCUUCUGCAGAUUUCUCUCAGAGACUUUAUCAAAAUGUUGCUCUCGACAAGCCAAACGUGAUUUACUCACCUUACAGCAUCCAUUCAGCUUUGUCGAUGACCUCCCUUGGAGCAAGGGGAGAUACUGCUGCUGAGAUGACAACUACACUCGGAACUACGUCACUGGGGGACUCCGUACAUUUGACGUACAAGGAGCUGAUUGAGCAGAUGAAUUCAGUUCACGAGGUGCAGCUCCACACCGGAAACGCCAUCUUUGUUAAUCCCUAUUACCAAAUCGCACCUAAAUUUAUCGAAGACACCAGCAAUGAUUAUUUUGCCAGAACUGCCAACAUUGAUUUAACCGCCAACGGAGGUCCCGAGAAACCAAUCAACGAUUACAUCGCUGCUCAGACAGAGAACAUGAUUAAAGAUGUCCUGCAACCAGGUAGCAUUGACGGCAGCACUGUAAUGAUAUUGGUCAAUACCAUCUUCUUUAACGGAACCUGGGCCAAAACAUUUGAGAAAUUCAAAACAAGACAACAAGAGUUUAAGCAGCUGGCGGGUGCCGUCAAGCAGGUUGACAUGAUGCAUGACGAGAGAAGUAUCAAGAUCAAGAGAGACAACGCCAAUGGCGUGGAUGUGGCUGAGCUCCCCUUUAAAGGAGGUAGAUUCAGUCUGUACAUUGCACUGCCACAGAAAGUAGACGGCAUCACUGACCUAGAGAAGCUGUUGGCACAGCCCAACAAAGUCAACGAUCUGUUCACUGGGCUCAAUUACGUCAGAGUCCAACUGGCCAUCCCCAAGUUUAAGACAGAGACAACACUGUCUCUCAACAAGCCACUCAAAGACAUGGGCAUGGUCAAAGCUUUCAGUCCGAUGGCGGCUGAUUUCACAGGAAUCACCCAAUCAGCCCAAGUUUAUAUCAGCCAGGUUCUACACAAGGCAAUGAUAGAAGUGCAAGAGACUGGCACCGUCGCAGCAGCCGCCACAGUCAUCGGGAUAGUUGCCUUGGCAGUAUUAAGUCCACCUCAGGAGACGUUCAUUGCUGACCAUCCUUUUGUGUACUUCCUGAGAGACAAUGUGUCUGGAGAGAUUCUUUUCCAAGGAAAAUUCUCUGGUUAAAACAGGAUUCUAAAGAGAGUUUGUGUUAGCACACAAACUCAGAGGCGGUCCCCCAAGUAACCGCCCAUGGACAAGGAAUAUCUAAGCUAUAAUAAUGUUUGUUUGUUUAAGUAAUAAAAUGUCAAAGAAUAAA